AUGGAUCGCCGAGGGCCGGCUUCCGCGCUCGCCCCAGCCGGGCUGCGCAGCCUGGCGGAAGCGACAGCCCCUGCGAGUGGGCGGGGCCGAGGAGACCUAGGAGGGUUCAAAAGGAGGUGGAGGGAUACGCGGGCCGCAGUCGGAACUACUUUCAGGAGGAGGUCACGUGUGUUCCUAGUUGGGGAACUUUCCAAAUUCCCACUCCCCUAUGAUGGCUUGGGAGGCAAGUGCUUCGCCUCCUUCGCCCGGGGUGCUCCUGCCUGGUCCCGGUAGCGGGACCCCGAGCCUCCGGUCGCCGCGGAAGAGCAGGCUCAGACGGGCCCCCGGCCCAAGCACGGUCGGUGCUGGCGCCUGGGAAGGUGGUUACACAAGCACCCACAUUCAAGCACGUGCCCCCGCCUCCCCGCACCGCUGGCCGCGGUCGCCGAUUCUCGCAGACCACCGAGGGAGAGCUCCUGA
Molecule: messenger RNA, 459 nt
Organism: Prionailurus viverrinus (fishing cat)
Lineage: Eukaryota; Metazoa; Chordata; Mammalia; Carnivora; Felidae
Gene: KLLN
Product: killin, p53 regulated DNA replication inhibitor
Source: RefSeq, a predicted model, not a curated record